This is a messenger RNA of Humulus lupulus (European hop), 867 nucleotides long. RefSeq names its product potassium transporter 7-like. Gene Ontology annotation, molecular function: potassium ion transmembrane transporter activity. The transcript is spliced from 8 exons. Gene Ontology annotation, cellular component: membrane. Bases 1 to 867 code for a protein of 288 amino acids. The record is from RefSeq and is a predicted model, not a curated record. Gene Ontology annotation, biological process: potassium ion transmembrane transport; cell tip growth. Lineage: Eukaryota; Viridiplantae; Streptophyta; Magnoliopsida; Rosales; Cannabaceae.
AUGGGUAGGCGAAAGAAAAAUCGCUAUGCUUCAUGCGGGGAAAAGAUUGUCAACCCACCAAUUUUCAUGGCCGAGGAUGUCGAGGAAUUGUUACUAACUUAUCAGAGCUUUGGUGUAGUUUACGGGGACUUGGGUACUUCACCUCUUUAUGUUUACUCAAGCACAUUUUCUGGGAAGUUACAGAAACAUAUUAGCCAAGAUGCAAUCUUUGGUGCUUUUUCAUUGAUCUUUUGGACUCUUAUUCGUAUCCCUUUGCUUAAGUAUGUCAUUGUCUUACUCAGUGCUGAUGAUAAUGGUGAAGGUGGGACCUUUGCUCUUUACUCACUGCUUUGCCGCCAUGCUAAGUUUAGUUUGUUUCAUUUUGAUUCAUUUCAAUUCAAUUCAUUUUCGGUUUCGGGGCUUGAAAUUACUUGUUGCAUCUUGGUCGGUCUGUUUGCUCUGCAGCACUGUGGCACACAUAGAGUUGCCUUUUUAUUUGCACCUAUCGUAUUGAUCUUGUUAUUUUCCAUUUUUUCUAUUGGUCUCUACAACACAAUACAUUGGAACCCAAAAGUUGUUUAUGCUUUUUCACCCCAUUAUAUUGUCAAGUUCUUUAAGGAGACUGGUCAAGAUGGUUGGAUUUCUCUUGGUGGGAUUCUUCUUUCUAUAACUAGAACCGAAGCUAUGUUUACAGACCUUGGUCAUUUUACUGCUUUGUCAAUAAGGCUUGCGUUUGCUUUUGUUGUAUACCCAUGUUUGGUUGUACAAUACAUGGGUCAAGCUGCAUACUUGUCCAAAAACCCCGAUAAGAUUCAUUACAGCUUUUAUAAUUCAAUCCCUGAAUCUGUAUUUUGGCCAGAAUCUAAUUUGAUAUCUGUACUGUAUUGA